UUAUCCACGAAUCCAUUAAAUAAGCCCAUUAAUCUUUCCAUUCAAAGAAAACAAUCCUUGUAUCAGCCCAUUAUUAUAUAUCCGGAAUUCCGAAUCAAUCUGUUUAAUACUUUCCCAAUCUAAUUCUUUAAUUUAUAAAUUUGAAAUCAAAUUAGUAAAUUUUCUAUAUAAAUACUCUUCUGUUUGAAUUGCGCCUCUUCCUCUUACAGCAAUUGGAAAUGGAUGAAGAACGUAGGAUGUCGACUAGAGCUCGUAAAGUUGCACCAAAAAUGGCAGCUGCACUUGCCAGCAGUGAUAAUCGAACGCAGGCAAUUCUUGCUCGUCUAGAAGCGCUGGAGAAUGAUAAUCCUGGAGCCGAAGUUGUAGCACCUAAUGAUGAUGAUGACGAUGAAGCCUCUCUUGAUGAGGACGAUGAUGAUCAAGUGUUCCAUAAAAAGCAAGCCAAAGGUACUAAACGUAAAACACGUCAGGCCAAAGCACUGGAGACUGCAAAGAGAGCCCCACGGACAUUUCUUGAGCUCUUGCAUGAUGCAAAUAUGGAAUCCCUGCCUCCUCAUGUUCCAUCCUAUCUAAGAGCAGCAGUUGGUCCGCCGAGCUCCACCUGUCGCCGCCAUUUUUGCACCGUCUGUGGUUUCUCUGCUAAAUAUACCUGCGUAAGAUGUGGGAUGCGUUUCUGUGCAGUCCGUUGCCAGAAUAUUCAUAACGAUACACGCUGUCAGAAAUUUGUUGCCUAGAUAAUAUCAAGCGAUAGCAAAGUAGACAUGUAAUGAUAUUUAUACCUCUCUAAGUUAACUGCGACUUAGAUUUUCGAUGUAUUUCUGAAACCAAACUUUGCAAUGUAAUCAUUCAAUCUUGACAUUGUAAGGAACACUAUCAAGACCAGCUUGAGGAUAGGCCAAUGGCCAUGUGUGUUUUUUGUCAA
Molecule: messenger RNA, 922 nt
Organism: Erigeron canadensis
Lineage: Eukaryota; Viridiplantae; Streptophyta; Magnoliopsida; Asterales; Asteraceae
Product: SWR1 complex subunit 6
Exons: 5
Coding region: 219-734 (171 amino acids)
Biological process (GO): chromatin remodeling
Cellular component (GO): Swr1 complex
Molecular function (GO): nucleosome binding
Source: RefSeq, a predicted model, not a curated record